AUGGCUUUUAUAUAUACAAUCGAGUUCCAAAAAAGAGGUUUGCCUCAUGCCCAUAUACUUAUUAUUUUAAACGAUGAUAGCAAAAUUGAAACAUCUCAAGCUAUAGAUAAAUUUGUUUGUGCCGAAAUGCCAGAUAAAAUUCUCGAUCCUAAACUUUUUCAGAUUGUUACCCAUUUUAUGAUACAUGGUCCUUGCGGGAUAUUUAACCCCAAAUCGCCUUGCAUGGAAAAUGGCAUAUGUACCAAAAAAUUUCCGAAGGAUUUUCAAAUGGAAACAAGACCAAAUAUUGAUGGGUAUCCAUAUUAUAAAAGGCGAGAUAAUGGUAUUACAAUUCUUUCCGGUAAAUCUACGGAUAAUCGUUAUGUUAUUCCAUAUAAUCGAUAUCUAAUGUUAAAAUUCAAUGCUCAUAUUAACGUGGAAAUUUGUACAUCUAUUAAAUCGGUAAAAUAUAUCUUUAAGUAUAUUUAUAAGGGCUAUGACUGUACUAAUGUUGACAUUAAUGUUGCUUCAAAUAUAAAUAUUCAUGACGAAAUUAAAUCACAUUUAAAUGCGCGAUAUGUGAGUGCAUGUGAAUCAAUGUGGAGAUUAUUAGAAAAUAAUAUGCAUGACCGCUCGCACGCUGUUAUUCGCUUAGGAAUUCAUUUACCUUUACAACAGCCAGUAUAUUUCACUGCUGGACAUGUAAGAGAUGCUUUAUUGAGAUCAGAAAAUAAACAUACUACUUUAACGGCAUGGUUUGAGUUAAAUAAGAAAGAUCUAAAUGCUAGACAAUAUUUUUAUGGGGAAAUACCUUAUCAUUAUGUGUUUACAAAUUACCAUUGGGAACUAAGAAAAAAACGAUUAAAUGUAAUUUCGAGAAUGUAUUCCGUUCAUCCUAAUUCUGGUGAACGAUUCUUCCUUCGAUUAUUAUUACUUCAUGUUUGCGGGGCUACAAGUUUUGAUUAUUUAAAAACUAUUAAUGGAAUUUUAAUGAGUACUUUUAAAGAGGCAGCUAUUAAAAGAAAUUUGUUAUCAGAUGAUAAAGAGUGGGAAUCAUGCUUAGAAGAGGGAUCAAUAUAUCAAUUGCCGUCACAACUUCGGAGUACUUUUGCCUUUAUCUGCAUUUUUUGUCAGCCUGAAAAUCCUGCAUAUCUAUGGAAUAGGUUCAGAUUUAUGAUGAUUGAAGAUUAUUUGCGUCAAUAUUUAGAAGUAAUUGCAAUAAACAUGGCUUUAAUGGACAUUGAAAACGUUUUUCUUGAUCAUGGUUUAUGCUGUCAAAGUUUUGAUCUUCUUUCACCUACAAAAAUCCCCCCAAAACAACAUUAUGAUGCCCAUGUUGAAGCUGCCGAUUCAAUCGAGCGUAUAUCUAAAUUAAACCGAUUACAAAAAUAUGCUUUUGAUUUAAUUAUACAAGCGAUUGAAUUAGAAAAUAUUCCAGAAAGAUAUUUCUUCGUGGAUGGCCCUGGAGGUUCAGGUAAAACGUAUCUUUACAAUACCUUAAUGUGUUAUAUAAGAGCAAAAAAUCAAAUUGUAUUGCCUUUUGCAACCACCGGCAUAUCCUCUAUUCUUUUAAAGGGGGGAAGAACCAUCCAUAGCGGAUUUAAAUUACCUGUGCCUAUCUUUGAAACUUCUACAUCCCAUAUGAAUUUACAUAGUUCGCUAGCUCUAGAUAUUAAAAAUAGCAAAUUGAUUAUUAUUGAUGAGGCCACAAUGAUGACUAAACAAGCUUUGCGAUGCAUUGACCGAUUACUUAAAGACAUUAUGAAAAAUUCCCACCCAUUUGGCUGA
Messenger RNA from Gordionus sp. m RMFG-2023, 1767 nucleotides. RefSeq lists its product as uncharacterized. Gene Ontology annotation, molecular function: DNA helicase activity. The coding region runs from base 1 to 1767 and encodes 588 amino acids. NCBI's taxonomy places the organism in Eukaryota, Metazoa, Nematomorpha, Gordioida, Chordodea, Parachordodidae. The transcript has a single exon. Gene Ontology annotation, biological process: telomere maintenance; DNA repair. The record is from RefSeq and is a predicted model, not a curated record.